UGCCCUGAAAUCAAUUUCGUUGAACAGAAGAUGGACAACUUUUUGGCUAAACUAAACUAUCCUCCUGGCAUAAAUGCGACUAUAGCCAGAAGGAUACUUCCACAACUGUCUGCGUUCUACUCCCUCGACAUGUUGUAUAAACUAUCAGACCUGAUGCGAGUGGAACAUCUCCUGGACUACAAUAGUAUUACUGUGGAGACAGCUGGGAGAUUACUUACCGCUACCUGUGAAGAGACGCUUAUCAAAUGCCGCUGGAAUCGCCGUUUAGUCAACUGUUCAGAUUUGUUCGAAAUGGAGUUCACAGGAGAUGGUUUCUGUUGUGUCUUCAACGGGAGAUCAUUGAGAAGAGAAAUGGAGAACCACGAAUUGAACAUAAAGCAAACGUUAUCAAGGAAGAAGUGGUAUACAAAACUGUUCGGAUACACCAGUGGCCUGAUGCUGGCCAUCAACCAGAGCCAGACUCUUACAUCUGUUGACCUUUCUUAUAAAUGGGUGGCUCUUCAGACAGGCAAUUACUUCGUUGACGUUACCAUGAAUGGAACAGCUGUGAGUCCUGGAUCUGAGCACUGGAUCGCCUACUACACGACCGGCUAUCAGAUAGCUUUAGGAGCUAAAACACUUCACCCGUCACUUAGGAAGUGUAACAUGGCAUCAGAAAAGUUAAAGUACUUUCCGAAGUAUAGCCAGAAGUACUGUACAUUAGAGAAGGAAAUAGCGAAUACUUUGGACAAGUGUAAAUGUGUCCGGAGCAACCAUCCAAAACCUCCUGGUGCGAUGAGAUGCCGAGCGGCUAUGCUGCGCUGUGCCACACAGGCCAUGGUUGCGUUUGACGCCUUGAGCACCGACUGUCCUAUGACGUGUGACACCAAGAAGCCCACUAUGAAAGCCUCGAGGUUUGUCCUCGACGAGACAGUGAGCACUGUAGAACCAUUCUACCAAGGCUUGAACUUCAAGAAAGUGACAGUAGUGCGGGUGUUCAUACAGAGUCGCAAGCGACCCACGGUGGAGCGCUGGACAUACUACGACUACAUAGAUUUGUUCUCUCAGCUAGGUGGGAUGUUCAGCGUGUUCUUCGGAUGCAGUGUGCUGACAUUGUUAGCAUUACUACAAAUCAUCUGGCGUGCGCUCUACAGACGGUGUCUACAAUUUUGGAGUUCCACCAAGUAG
Messenger RNA from Spodoptera litura, 1167 nucleotides. RefSeq names its product sodium channel protein Nach. The record is from RefSeq and is a predicted model, not a curated record. Gene Ontology annotation, biological process: sodium ion transmembrane transport. Lineage: Eukaryota; Metazoa; Arthropoda; Insecta; Lepidoptera; Noctuidae. Gene Ontology annotation, molecular function: ligand-gated sodium channel activity. Gene Ontology annotation, cellular component: plasma membrane.